AUGGAUCAACCAUCACGAACCUCAUCUCACACCUUACCGCCAGGCUCCUCUUCCGACUCAGACGGCGCCGCACCAGCACCCCAAUACGCCCCGGUAUCCUCCCACACCCGUACACCAUCAGGCAACGCCCGCCCGAACCGCCGCUCCUCCAUCGCCUCAAACGUCCUCCACCCGGUAAAGACAAAGGAGGAAAUCGACCCAGAGCUGGACGUCAACCUCCCCUACCGCACCCUCUCCCCCAACGCGAACCUCGACGAGUACCGCGUAGAAACCCACAAUGGCGAGAUCCCAGCCGGAGGCGUCGCAGCAGACGGCUCUGCAGCUCCCGCAGGUCGAGGCGACUACAAGCUCGUCACCUUCGUCCCCAACGACCCCCAAAACCCAAAGAACUGGAGCAAAGCCUACAAGUGGUACUGCACAAUGGUCGUCGCCCUAACCUGCUUCGUCGUCGCCUUCUGCUCCUCGGUAAUCACAGCAGACAUCGAAGGCGUCGCCGCAGAGUUCCACGUCUCAGAGGAAGCCGCCCUCGUCUCCAUCACCGUCUUCGUCAUCGGCUUCGGCAUCGGUCCCAUGGCUUUCGCGCCCCUCUCCGAAAUCUACGGCCGCCAGGUGAUUUACGCAUCCACCCUCCUCCUCGCCGUCAUCUUCAUCAUCCCCUGCGCCGUCGCCAAAAACCUCGCCACUUUACUCGUCUGCCGCGCCAUCGACGGCAUCGCCUUCUCCGCGCCCAUGACCCUCGUAGGCGGCACCCUCGCAGACCUCUGGCGCAACGAAGAGCGCGGCGUCCCGAUGGCGGCCUUCUCCGCCGCGCCCUUCAUCGGCCCCGCCAUCGGUCCCCUAGUCGGCGGCUUCCUCUCCGACGCGGCCGGCUGGCGCUGGCUCUACUGGAUCCAGCUUAUCAUGGCCUUCGUCGUCUGGGUCCUCAUCUCCUUCACCGUGCCCGAGACCUACGCACCCACGAUCCUCGCCCGCCGCGCCGCGAAAAUGCGCAAGGAGACCGGCGACGCGACCCACGUCACGGAGCAGGACAUCGACAUGCGUCCCUUCAGCGAGCGCCUCGGCAUCUUCCUCAUCCGGCCCUUCCAGCUGCUCUUUGGCGAGCUCAUCGUCUUCCUCAUCUCCAUCUACAUGUCCGUCCUCUACGGCCUGCUCUACAUGUUCUUCGUCGCCUUCCCCAUCAUCUACCAGAAGCGCAAGGGCUACUCAGCCUCCUCGACAGGCCUCAUGUUCAUCCCCCUCGCCGUCGGCGUUCUUCUCUCCGCGGCCUGCUCCCCCUGGGUGAACAAGCACUACCUCACCCUCGUCGCCAAACACAACGGCCACCCACCCGCCGAGGCCCGCCUCAUCCCAAUGAUGCUCAGCUGCUGGUUCAUCCCCAUCGGCCUCUUCAUCUUCGCCUGGACUUCCUACGCAGGCCUCCACUGGGCCGGCCCCGCGUUCGGCGGCUUCCCCGUCGGCUUCGGCUUUAUUUUCUUGUACAACUCGGCAAACAACUACCUCGUCGAUUCCUACCAGCACCAGGCCGCCUCCGCCCUCGCCGCAAAGACCUGCAUCCGCUCCUUCUGGGGUGCCGCCGUCGUCCUCUUCACCGAGCAAAUGUACGACCGCCUCGGCGACCAGUGGGCCUCGUCCCUCCUCGCCUUUCUCGGCCUCGCGUGCUGCGCGAUUCCCUUCCUUUUCUGGGUCUACGGAGCUCGCAUCCGUGCCAGGAGUAAGUACGCCUACUCUGGCGAUGACGAGGAGACGUCGGGAUCCGAUGAGGAAAAGGCCAAGCCGCCAAAGAACGCCUUGGCUCCCACCCGCACCUUUGAGCCCGCGUAA
Molecule: messenger RNA, 1821 nt
Organism: Colletotrichum fioriniae
Lineage: Eukaryota; Fungi; Ascomycota; Sordariomycetes; Glomerellales; Glomerellaceae
Gene: NAG4
Product: Synaptic vesicle transporter SVOP
Biological process (GO): transmembrane transport
Cellular component (GO): plasma membrane
Molecular function (GO): transmembrane transporter activity
Source: RefSeq, a predicted model, not a curated record